AACAUAAUAUGAAAAAGUUGCAGGUAGCUUCAAUGCUCCACGCCUCCUCUCCUCCUCCAUCCAUCGAUCUUUCACGGCACUCGUUGUCUAUUUCGCUAUUGCGUACGGAGAUUUCUAUUGAAACUGGUGUCUUUCGAAAGCGACACUUGCUGCUUGGAUCGCUUAUGCCUACUUUUGCCUCUAAAUCCUUUUGUGUUCUUUUGUUCUCGGCGAGACAUUGAUGUUAACUUUGGUUUUUUUUCGAUUUUAGAUUCGGUUAAUUUGAACUCCUCAAGGCAUGGAUUGAUCCAGUUAUGCUUCCACUUUCCGCCACUACCUUCACCACCAUUGCUUUUUUCUACAUCACCUGAAAAAGUUUCCUACAUUUCGCGGUGGACAGAGUUUGCUGAAGGCAUCUUUCUGGUCUUGAUCCGACAGGAUUAUUCAAUCUCCAAGAGUAACAAUCAUCUUUUACCAUGGAAUUCGUAUUCUCAGUGAAUGGAUUUAGGAGCGAUGUGUUAAAGUUAGUCAUCUCUAUAAUGGCGAUUCCCUGUAAAUUUGGGGAAAUCUCUUCCAAAUAUUUAGGGCUUGUGAGAGCCCGACAUAAGCCCAGAACCGUGAUGAACAAGUCCUGCUGAAGUACACUCUUGAAAGUGUAAACUUCUUCUGCAACAUCUCAGGCGGGUGAUUUGGAUUCCCAAGGUGAAUUAUCGAACUGAUUCACUGCUGAGAUUUGGUUUUUCAUCUUCAAUUCAUUUAUACAGGGUGUGGAAACAAUGGCUUCCAAGAGCAAGAUUGAUGCAUCUCAAUCAAUUAAUGACUCCAACUCUCAAAUGCAUUCAGUUUCCAUCAGCCUGCGUUCUUCUCCUUUGAGGCUUCACUUAGAAAGCAGUAAAAGAGUUUUCUCCAGUGAUCAAGAAGGAAUAAAUGUCAAAAAUGGGAUUCCUAAUCCUCCUGCUACAUCCAUUGCUGCUAGCACUGAAUAUCCGAAGCAUGAAAAGUUUUAUUCUCAGCCCAUACCUGCCAGCACUCCAUAUUCUGAGGCAGCUAUCAAGGGUGAAUCCCCCAAUCCUGUUGAGAAUCAACAGAGAAAUCCAAGGAUUGAUAGGCCCAAGGAUAGGCGGUUUGAUUGUUUCAAAACUUGGUCUGGGAAACUCAAGAUGCAGUUAUCACAUUUACGUGGAAAACAGUGUGAACUAGAACCAGCUGUCAAUGUUUCACAGAAUGUUGAGAAUGAAGCUUUACCUGUGGCUCGGUACUUCGAUGCCUUAGAAGGGCCUGAAUUGGAUACCCUUAGAGCUUCAGAGGAGUUAGUUCUCCCGGAAGACAAGAAGUGGCCAUUCCUUCUGCGUUAUCCAAUAUCUUCAUUUGGUAUCUGCCUUGGUGUCAGUAGCCAAGCCAUCCUGUGGAAAACCCUGGCAACCUCCAAAUCCAUGAGCUUUCUCCACAUCAGCCUGACCGUCAACCUUGUCCUGUGGUGUAUCUCUGUUGCUCUUAUGGUCUCUGUUCUCUUCACCUACUUUCUAAAAGUCAUAUUUUACUUUGAAGCAGUCCAUCGUGAGUACUACCAUCCCAUCCGUGUCAACUUCUUCUUUGCCCCAUGUAUAGCCUCUCUGUUCUUAGUUCUUGGUGUCCCACCUUUGGUUGCCAAAAGCCUUCAUGCUGCCUUAUGGUACAUUCUCAUGACUCCAAUUAUCUGUCUUGAACUUAAAAUCUAUGGGCAGUGGAUGUCGGGAGGUCAGCGAAGACUUUCGAGGGUGGCCAAUCCUUCAAAUCAUCUCUCAAUUGUUGGUAACUUUGUGGGUGCAUUGCUGGGUGCUUCAAUGGGUCUGAAAGAAGGGCCUAUCUUCUUCUUUGCUGUUGGAUUGGCUCACUACAUGGUCCUAUUUGUAACCCUCUACCAGAGACUUCCAACAAAUGAGACACUUCCAAAGGAAUACCAUCCAGUAUUCUUUCUUUUUGUUGCGGCACCCAGUGUUGCGUCCAUGGCAUGGGCACAGAUUCAAGGGGUGUUUGAUUAUGGGUCGAGGAUUAUGUACUUCAUUGCUUUGUUCCUAUAUUUCUCACUGGGUGUUCGAAUUAAUUUUUUCCUAGGUUUCAGGUUCUCCCUGUCAUGGUGGGCCUACACUUUCCCAAUGACUGGGGCAUCUAUUGCCACCAUCAGGUACUCUAAUGAAGUCACAAACCCGGUAACACAGAUUCUAUCAGUUCUUCUUUCUGGCAUUUCUACCUUCACAGUAAUGGCUCUGCUCAUCACCACUAUCCUUCAUGCCUUUGUGUUGCGAGACCUCUUUCCGAAUGAUAUUUCCAUAGCCAUUUCGCACAAAAGGUCAAAGACAGGCAAGAAACGGUUUCAUCUGCGAUCCGGAAGUUCAAAUACCAAAGACAUUGAAGCUUCUCUGAAACCAUAAACCUCUGCCGGCUGAGACAUUGGAACUUCUUUGGAAUCUGCAAGCUCAGGUAGUAAGAUUUUGGGUGUUUCUUGUUAGAUUAGUAUUCAAGUAUGAACUGGGUGAUGGCAAUUAGGAACGUAGGUGGUCAUUUGCUUAUUGGUUUAUCCUAACAAAGAUCAAUUUUCUUUGAUCUACACAAACUGGGAGAUAGCUAGUCUGGAAGUCAUUGCCGAAGAUAGUCUUGGGAUUGUCUAUGACAUGAAUUUUCUUUUAACAGUGUAUGAGUAGAGGACAAAAUGUAAACACUGACAAUUCAGGGGUCGUUUAUUGAAAAACAGGGCGAACCCUGUUUGGUUGGA
Macadamia integrifolia is the source of this 2731-nucleotide messenger RNA. Its product is annotated as S-type anion channel SLAH3-like. Gene Ontology annotation, biological process: intracellular monoatomic ion homeostasis; transmembrane transport. Gene Ontology annotation, cellular component: membrane. The record is from RefSeq and is a predicted model, not a curated record. The transcript has 5 exons. Lineage: Eukaryota; Viridiplantae; Streptophyta; Magnoliopsida; Proteales; Proteaceae. Gene Ontology annotation, molecular function: voltage-gated monoatomic anion channel activity. The coding region runs from base 756 to 2390 and encodes 544 amino acids.